Prorocentrum cordatum is the source of this 1809-nucleotide messenger RNA. Lineage: Eukaryota; Dinophyceae; Prorocentrales; Prorocentraceae. The record is from the annotation of a GenBank genome assembly.
AAGCAAACUUGCGAGACGCCCAACAUAGACAAACCACACUCCGUAGCCAUUUUGGCUCAAGGCCGUUCUAGCUCCAGAACGCAUGCGGAUUCAGCCUCCCUUCUUUGGGAACGCGGGGCCUCUUCCCCGAGCAUCGCCUGGGACGGCAUGCCAGGCUCGCAGGCCUGUGCCUCGCCGUGCGGAAGAGGUAGUAUGGCCAAGCUUGGCGCGAGGUGUUGCAGGCUAUACCAGCGCGGGUGCUGCCUGAGGGGCAGGGAGUGCCCGAUGCUGCACGCCGUGCACCUGACGACGGGCGCCGCGCCGGCGCACCCGGGCAAGCCAGACAACAGCGAGAGCGACAGCAGCCGCGAGGACAAUUGGACGUCGAGCUCCUGCAGUCGCAGCUGGGCGGACAUGUCCGAGGGCCUGUGUGCCGUCCAGCCAGCCGAGCCCCCCCGUGCCUGGUCCACCGGGGCCGCCUCGUCCUGCGAUGAGCUUCCGUCCUUCGACGAGCGCAUCGCCUAUAUCCCCGAGUUCAUGCCCAGCGAGUCGCUGCGGCCGACUACAGCCACAAGUCCGAGACGGCAAUUCGGCGGAAGCAGCGGCAGAUGACCAAGAAGUGGACUGCGAUGAGGGAGCUCAACAGCACCAUGUCUUUGCCGGUCAUGCGUGCACUGAGCGGGAUGCCAUCGUCGUUGCUACCCGCUCAGCACUCGCCGCGGACAGAGUCGGCUUCGCCAGAGAGACCUCCAGCCCCAGCGCCGUCGCCGAGGCUUCGGCGCACGGAUGACCACGACCCUCGCGACUUCUGCGACGACCGCCUCGCGUUCGAGAACACGAAAUUCUCUUUGUGACAUCGGGGUCACGCGCAUAUUUCAACCAGGCGUCUGGAGACGGCAAGCUUGGGGAUUCCAGUUAGAUUCGGCCAAUACCAGUUAGCCUUGCCUCUCCAAGAAUUGCGUUCCAGAUGUCUACUGGGUCAUUCUGAGUUUGGCGGCCAUAUCUCACGGAACCCACUGCCAAGUCAGAGAUUGACAAUUGUUCUUCAGAGUGCACACGAGCGUGCCCACAUUAUGUCUUACAUUUCUUCCGCAACUGUAUAAGUGCUUUUGCGUUCUAGGCGAUUCUACGCCCUGUGAAUUCGAAGCAUUGCUUCGGCAUUGCGUGCACUGAAUAAUUUCAACCAAUGAGGUUCAACUGUACCUCAAACAGUAGCGAUGAUCAAUCCGUGGAGCGACAUUUGGAGCAGACAACGCAGCAACAUGCCCGGUGGCCACCACGCUGCCGCUACCUCGCCACUUCGAGUCCUCUUUACCCUCUACCAGCAUGUUUUGUUUCAUUCUGGAGAGCUGGGCUCUCCGCAACCUUGAUUCCUUCACUUACGUAAGUGAGUGCAGUGCUUACUGCAACAGCCGCAGCUAGCGUCCACAGGCGGCGAACACAUUGUGCAGCGCUUAUUGCAGUGCUUAGUAUUUGGCGUCCACAGGCGGCGAAUACUGUCUCUCUGUAAAAAACAGAUACGCUUGACGAAGCAUGCGGAACUCCCCAGAAGCUCCUCAGAUGCCGUCGCGCGCCUGUGCUUGAUAGCGUUGUCCAAGAUCGUCCAGCGCCCCCCCCUGCCCAGCGCAUUCGUAGCGUGGCUCCGGCGUGUGUAUUGGCCAAGUACUCAUUUUGGCUGGCCAGCCUCGCCUGCCGCACUAUACUCGUCUUGUUGCUUGAUCAGCGCGCGUUUGAUGCGUUGAUUGGCGGUUGGCGCGUAUCUGGCCAACACGCUGAGGUCUCACAAUGCAACGAUGCAUGAUACCAGGGUGCCCGCGGAAAAAAACAUAG